Messenger RNA from Archocentrus centrarchus (flier cichlid), 1360 nucleotides. Its product is annotated as zinc finger BED domain-containing protein 4-like. The record is from RefSeq and is a predicted model, not a curated record. Bases 106 to 1305 code for a protein of 399 amino acids. The transcript is spliced from 2 exons. NCBI's taxonomy places the organism in Eukaryota, Metazoa, Chordata, Actinopteri, Cichliformes, Cichlidae. Gene Ontology annotation, molecular function: protein dimerization activity.
GAGAAGACAAGGUGCUGCUCAUUGUGACUGAUAACGGCACCAACAUUGUCAAAGCUGUGCGGCUGCUUAAGGAGAGAAGCCAAGACCAAAGUGAGGAAUCCACAGAUGGAUCAGAGCCUCAACCAGGAGGUACCAGAGAUGGCCCAGAUCAAUUUUGGAUGGAAUCAGAGUCGGAGGAGACAGACGAGGAGGAGGAGGAGAUUGGAGAGACUGGAAACCUUGGAACUUGACCUGCCAGAUGAUGGGGAGCACAAGUUCCAGAGAAUGCCAUGCCUGGCCCACACCCUUCAGCUUACCCUAAAAGAUGCCAUGAAGCACCCAAAUGCUGAGUUGCUCAUAUCAAGAGCAAGAAAGCUGGUACACGCUGUGAGGAAAUCAUCAGUGGCAAAUGAAGCAAUGAUCAAAAUGUGUGGCAAAACUUUGGUCCGAGAUUGUACCACACGCUGGAACAGCACUUUUGAUAUGUUGAGAAGACUGCUGGAGGUCAGAACUGAACUAAACCAAGUACUUGAGGAGCUGGGCAUGGACACACUUCUCACAAGUGAUUGGACUAAGCUGGAGAAUCUGGUCAAGCUGCUUGAGCCCUUUGCCAUUCAUACAGACCAGCUUCAGAGUGACAGCCAGUCACUCUCACAAGUAGUGCCAUGCCUGCUCAACCUUGAGGCACACCUUCUCUCAACUACUGCUGCUGGGAAACCAUUAAUUCAAGUGCUGCUGAAGUCCUUGCGAGAACGUUUUGCUGCCAUUCUCAGCCCUGAUUCCCCACAGUUUGAUGCUAUACCAGCUGCGGCCUGCCUAUUGGAUCCAAGUGUGUCACUGAUUCUUCAAACACCAGAUAUGGUGGCAUUGAGGAGAGCAGCACAGUCUUUAGUGCAGAACCUGGCAGCUCAGUAUAACCCAGCUACUGCUUCUCAGGCUCAUGUCAUUGCCACUGAAACUGCAAACUCCCCUGCUACUGUCCUCCAGAAAUUCCGCUUCCUUGCAUCCCGUAUGGAGGUCAAUGAGUCAUUGUCAAAUCAGGCUGAGACCAACAGUCUGUUGACCGAAAUGAAGAGGUAUCUCAAAGAUGUCACACAUGGCGUCUUUAAUGAGGCACCAUUGCAAUUCUGGAAAUCGAGAGAGGCGGUCUAUCCAAAACUUGCCCCUGUGGCGCUGGAUCUCGUUAGUGCCCCUGCUUCACAAGCCUUUGUCGAGCGCAUCUUCUCUGUAUGUGGACUGUUGUCAUCUGGCCUGAGAAACAGAACAACCACAUGUCUGGAACAGCGCGUUUUCCUCAAGAUCAACAAGAAAUUGUUGCUUGACUGAAGUACAUGCAUCUCUAAAAAUUUCCAUAAAUCUCUCUCACACAGACACACACACA